AUGGCUACCAGAAGACGUAUUAUGAAGGAGCUGGACGACAUGGCCAAAGAUACUUCUUCGGGAAUGCAUGCAACGCCCCUGGAUCCGUCGGACAUGACGCAUCUGCAGGGUCGCUUUAAAGGACCCCCAGGAACGCCUUAUGAAGGCGGCGAGUUCGUAAUUGAUAUCAAAUUGCCCGAUAAUUAUCCUUUUAUGCCACCAAAGAUGAAGUUCGAAACUAAAGUCUGGCAUCCGAAUGUCAGCAGCCAAACUGGCGCGAUCUGUCUGGAUACUCUCUCGCAGAAAUGGUCGCCGGUGCUUACAAUCAAGACUGCACUCCUAUCACUGCAAUCCCUCCUCGAUGCCCCCGAACCAUCGGAUCCGCAGGAUGCCGAGGUUGCGCAGAUGAUGUUGGCGACACCGCAGGUCUUUAAAGCUCGUGCUCGGGAAUGGGCAGUGCGGUAUGCGGGUGCCCCGCGAGACUUGCAAUCAUCGGGGUCAACAGGGGGUACGAGUGGACCUACGCCAGCGCAGCAGCGGGCGAUCGAAUAUGGCGGCUACGACCAAAACACAGUGGACGGAUUCGCCAGCAUGGGGUUCCCCGUGGCUUUAGUUGUGAGGGCACUAGGUUCGGUGGGUGCGAGAAAGAAGGGCCCAUUGAGUGAAGAAGAGGCGGCGAGAGUGGUGGAAAUGUUAUUGAGCUAG
Molecule: messenger RNA, 684 nt
Organism: Morchella sextelata
Lineage: Eukaryota; Fungi; Ascomycota; Pezizomycetes; Pezizales; Morchellaceae
Exons: 2
Coding region: 1-684 (227 amino acids)
Molecular function (GO): protein binding
Source: RefSeq, a predicted model, not a curated record